UAUGUAAAGGAUUUUCCACCACAGCAAUGUAUGCAAAAAGAUGGUGGAGUACGGCAAAAACCAACAUACGACCAAUCAAGUCAUUAGCCAAUCUCUUUUGUUACGGGGUUGAUAAAAACUUGAGAAGUGUGCAGACGUCGUCUUCCUUCCCUGCUUUGGAAGGAGUAGGACAACCAACUCCUGAAACUCAUCCUCACUUGCUUGCACCAGGAGAAAUUAUUCCCGGAAUAACAGCAACAGAAUUGAAGAAACGGAGACAAGAUCUUUUAAAGUCGUUACCUAAUAACUCUAUGGCUUUAUUUCCAGCAGCUUCAGAGAAAUUCAUGUCUGUCGAUGUUCCCUAUCCUUAUAGGCAGAGUUCCGAUUUGUUUUACCUUUCUGGUUUGACUCAACCAAACGUUGUUUUGCUACUAGACAAAACUCAGAUAUCGAGUAAUCAUAAUCGUUAUGAAGAAGCCGAAUAUUUAUUUGUUCCUCGUCGAGACCCUUUCAAAGAAACUUGGGACGGUGCUUCUUGUGGAGUGGAACAAGCUCAGCGUUUCUUUGGAAUAGCACAAGCCGAUAUCUUGGAUAACUUUUCUAAAUUUUUAUCCAAUCGAUUGAAACAGUCACCUCAAGUAUAUUUUGAUCUUUCAGUCAAUCCUUCUGUCAAUUUUUUGCUCCGUGAUUUGGCCGAGUCAGAUAUCAAAGCAUUGCUCUCCAAUCGAAAACAUACUUGUGUUGAAUUAGCGUUGCAACGUUUGAUCAAGUCACCUAGUGAACAACAUUUAAUGCUUCAGUCAGCCAGAAUACUUGCCGAUUCCAUGACAGAGUGUAUGCGUAUGAGUUAUGCAGGAACACAUGAGUCAUUUCUUGCUGCACGGAUUGAAUAUGAAUGUAAGAAAAGGGGAGCAGAGCGAAUGUCUUUUCCUCCAGUAGUUGCUUCUGGUUCUCAUUCCAAUACGUUACAUUAUCUUCAGAAUAGUGAUAUUGCCAAUGAUGGAGACCUCGUGUUGAUGGAUGCCGGAUGUGAGUUGCAUGGAUAUUGUAGUGAUGUUACUAGAACGUGGCCUGUAAAUGGUCAGUUUUCAAAGCCUCAACGAGAAGUCUACGAACUUGUACUUGAUGUACAUAAUCAAUGUAUAGAUAUGGUAAAGAACAGCCAUCAACGUGUGACUAGUUUGGAAGCCAUUCAUAUAUUAGCUUCCCGAUGGAUAUACGAAGGACUAGAGAAACUUGGUAUUAUAAGAAAGACGGAUGUUUCAAGUAAUGAUAUUUUGGGUACUUUCUUUCCACAUGCAAUUGGUCACUAUUUAGGCUUAGAUGUUCAUGACACUCAUAUAUUGGAGAAGAAUUUGACAUUGAAGCCUGGUAUGGUUAUUACUAUAGAACCAGGUAUAUAUAUUCCUAGAAAUGAUCCAUCGAUACCGGAAGCUUUUAGAGGUAUAGGUAUUAGAAUAGAAGAUGAUAUUUUGGUGAAGGAAGAUGGAGCGAUGGUCUUAUCAGAAAAUGUCCCAAAGCAAGCUACUGAAAUAGAGUUGCUUAUGAAAGAACGUUCCUAAAAUGGGAAGAGUUUGAGAAUGGAACACCUGAAGAGUGCCUUGGUUUAUUCGAGGACUUUGUAUCAACAAGGAGAUAUACAAAAGGCUAUCUUAGUACUUGAAAGUGCUUUGUCAAAGUGGAAACUUGACAAACAACUCAAUAAAAGAAACUCCAUAUGG
Molecule: messenger RNA, 1700 nt
Organism: Galdieria sulphuraria
Lineage: Eukaryota; Rhodophyta; Bangiophyceae; Galdieriales; Galdieriaceae
Product: X-Pro aminopeptidase
Exons: 1
Coding region: 27-1541 (504 amino acids)
Cellular component (GO): mitochondrion
Molecular function (GO): metalloaminopeptidase activity; manganese ion binding
Source: RefSeq, a predicted model, not a curated record